AUGUGUGGCAAGAAAAAGCAAAGUAGUCUGAGGAAUAUUUUGAGGAACUUGCCAGAGCUACUCGGCUGCGUCCGCCUACAGCGCAAUGUUCUUUGGCUGCUCCAAGCCGCUGAGGCUGCUCUGAUCUGGAAGACCCCGGCGCCACCCUGGGUAAAGUUUUUCUUCUGGCUUGCCCUCCAUGGCAAGUGCUGGACGGCUGACAGGCGCUGGCGCCAUGGGCUGCAAGACGAUAACUCGUGCAUCACUUGUGACCAAUAUGCUGAGACGCUGGACCACAUCAUCCUGGGCUGUGUUUUCAGCAGAGAAGUUUGGGCGGCGUGCCUCAGGACGUUUCGCCUGCUUGAGCUGAUUCCAACGCAUGAGGAACGAAUCAUGGACUGGUGGACGACGUCUCGUAAGCGUCUACCGAAGGUGCUGAGGCGCGAUUUCGACUCCCUGUUCUUCUUGGUGGGCUGGAAUCUGUGGAAGGAGAGGAACGGCAGAACCUUUGAUAGGGCUGCCAGGCAGCCUCAGCAGCUCGCCCAGGCUAUUGUGGAGGAGGCAUCUCUUUGGAUCGCAGCGGGCUACCGUUCUCUGGGAGCUCUGGACGCCAGGCGCGCUGGUUGA
Messenger RNA from Sorghum bicolor (sorghum), 606 nucleotides. RefSeq lists its product as uncharacterized. Bases 1 to 606 code for a protein of 201 amino acids. The record is from RefSeq and is a predicted model, not a curated record. Lineage: Eukaryota; Viridiplantae; Streptophyta; Magnoliopsida; Poales; Poaceae. The transcript has a single exon.